This is a messenger RNA of Aricia agestis (brown argus), 924 nucleotides long. It is a transcript of the gene endos, whose product is annotated as cAMP-regulated phosphoprotein 19. Gene Ontology annotation, molecular function: protein phosphatase inhibitor activity. The transcript has 4 exons. Gene Ontology annotation, cellular component: cytoplasm. The record is from RefSeq and is a predicted model, not a curated record. The coding region runs from base 200 to 547 and encodes 115 amino acids. Lineage: Eukaryota; Metazoa; Arthropoda; Insecta; Lepidoptera; Lycaenidae.
GAAAUGUCAAAUCGCCAUAUUUUGUAACAGAGAAUUUAGUUUACAAAAAAGGCCAGCUAUCCAAAAAUUUACUCGACAUACGCUUAAAACUUACGUAUUUGGCAUAAAACCUUAUCAUCACAACCUGCAUUGAGGUGUUUUUAUCAAGAGGAUUGGAAUCGUAUUAGAUUUCACGUGAUUUCAUAUCGAGUGCAAAACCAUGAGUGACUCAGUAGACCAGAAUGAUCCACCCAAGGAUCCGAAAGAAUUGGAGAAGCUAGAAGAAGCUAAACUCAAAGCUAAGUUUCCAAAUGCAAUGCUGGGCCGAGGACCCAGUGGACACUCAGCCUUUUUGCAGAAGAGGUUAGCCAAAGGACAAAAGUUCUUUGACUCCGGUGACUAUCAGAUGGCAAAACAGAGACCGGGUAAUCUUGCAGCACCCUUCAAAGCUCCUGCAGCACCAGCCAAACUGCCCACAGGAGAUGCCAUCCCCACACCAGAAACAGUGCCUUUACGGAAGACAUCCAUCAUCCAACCUAAGUACCAGCCAUCUAGCCAGACCUCCUAGCCGAGCCGUUGCAUGUGGGCAGCCUGCCAUGAGGCAAUGUAAAACAACAUACUGUGGAUCUGAGUUCUUGGGUUAUGCAUUCCAGUUCCACUUUUUUUGUUAUGCUAAAUAUUAAUUCAGGCUGUUUUCGAGGCCACAUUUUCAUUUGCUUAAUAGGCACCGCUCAUUUGCUUAUUUCUGUUUGUAAUUCACUAAUUUCUAAUUGUCAUAUCAUUUCAAGUCUGCGAAAUUUACUAAAUGUGUUGAAAUUAUAAAAUAUUUUGUAAGAAUAGGUGUUAAAAUGUGAAUAAUAUUGGGUAAAUAAUGUUAGAAAUGUGAUUGAGCCUUGUGGUAGCGCACUUAGGUUCCAUAAAUGUGUAUUUCUAUUUUUAAUAUUU